GAAUUGGAAAAGAAAGAAAAGGAUAUACUUAGAAUGAAGAUUGCAUUGGUAAAUAAAAAGGACUGUAUAGAUGAACUGACUUCUGAACUCGAAACAGCAGAAAAAACAGUUGAGGCCUUGCGAAGGCGAAUUAAGGAACUUUCUCAGGAAGUGGAAGAAGUAGAACCAAAAAGUGAUCAAGAAUUUUCCUCUCAAAAGGACUAUAAAUCAAAUGACAAGGAACAAUGGUUCGCUAUAAACCUAUAA
Messenger RNA from Meloidogyne enterolobii, 246 nucleotides. The record is from the annotation of a GenBank genome assembly. NCBI's taxonomy places the organism in Eukaryota, Metazoa, Nematoda, Chromadorea, Rhabditida, Meloidogynidae.